Molecule: messenger RNA, 5093 nt
Organism: Papilio xuthus (Asian swallowtail)
Lineage: Eukaryota; Metazoa; Arthropoda; Insecta; Lepidoptera; Papilionidae
Product: probable cation-transporting ATPase 13A3
Exons: 20
Coding region: 197-3619 (1140 amino acids)
Biological process (GO): polyamine transmembrane transport; intracellular calcium ion homeostasis
Cellular component (GO): membrane
Molecular function (GO): ATP binding; polyamine transmembrane transporter activity; ATPase-coupled monoatomic cation transmembrane transporter activity
Source: RefSeq, a predicted model, not a curated record
UCUAUAUCUAUGUGUCUACGGUUUUAUUCAACCACAUUCAAGUUCAUCCUUUUUAAAGGUGUGAUGCGAGAUUGGGCUUGUAUUUAGUGGAUUCCUGUAGAAUAUUUUGCGAUGAGGUAGCAUCAGUUAAAAGAAAUAACGUCAAACAACAAAAUAUUAUGCCUUAAGUUAUUGUGUCAUUAGAAAGAUCUUCAAAAUGCCGAACAUGAGUAAAUCCUCGGUUGUCAAUGAUGAGUAUGAGGUAAUCGGAGACCCACAAUGGCAGAUCUUCGAAAAUGCCGUAGACGACCAAAUCAUCAGGAUCCGUGGAUACAAAUAUUCAAAAUUUCGCUCGAUAUUAUUUCACUCAGUAUGUAUUGCAUUAGGUGGGCUGCCAUAUUUUGCAUUAAGUAAUUAUCCAAAAUAUUACAAAUUACAAUACAUAAAAAGCAGUUUGAAAUUUGCUAAUGUCAUCUGCGGAAAAUGUGUAUCGCAUCCUGAGAAGAAGUUCGACAUGGAACCAGUUCAUGAAGUGGACCUCAACCUCUCCAAUCACCGAGAUAACAAGUUGCGCUUCUUCAUUUAUCAACAAAACCGCUAUGUUUGGCUGAGUGACCAUGGAGUUUUUAUCAACGUGCAAACUCUUAAUGAAAAAAUGACUAUUAAUUUGUUAAUGGAAAACACGUGCGGUAUUAAUAAACGCCAGCAAAAUGAAUUGUUAAAGCUCUAUGGUUACAAUUCCGUAGAAGUGGAUGUGAAGAGUUACUGGUCAUUAUUCACAAAUGAAGUCUUCAAUCCAUUCUAUUUAUUCCAAAUCUUUUCCAUUAUCUUAUGGUCACUGGAUGAAUACUAUCAAUAUGCAACCUGCGUGUUUUUCCUUUCUGUAGGCUCUUGCAUGCUGGCUUUGCACCAAACUAAACAGAUGAGCAUAAAGCUGCACGAGAUGGCUUCGUCAACGAAUGCGCUUACGGUGCGCGUGUUGCGACCGACACGUGGAGGCACGGGGCGCGAGGAGUGCGUAGUGGCGAGCUCCCGGCUCGUGCCAGGUGACGUGCUCGUGCUGCCACCUGACGGCUGCAUCAUGCCAUGCGAUGCUAUGCUCAUCGCCGGCUCCUGCAUUGUCAAUGAGAGCAUGCUUACUGGCGAAAGCGUACCAGUAAUGAAAGGACCGCCGUGUCUCAGCUCCGAGGUGUAUUCGACGGAAACUCACAAGAGGCAUACAUUGUUUGCGGGCACGCAUGUUAUACAAACUCGGUUCUAUGGGAAUAAUCAGGUUUUGGCUAAGGUUGUGCGUACUGGCUUCUAUACAGCAAAAGGAGAAAUGAUCAAGAGCAUUCUGUUUCCCAAACCAUUUGUAUUUGAGUUCUACAAGGACGCCGUCAAGUUCGUCAUUUUCAUGUUCUGUAUCGCCGCUGUUGGAAUGACGUAUUCCGUUUGGCUGUACAUUUUGCGUGGAAGUUCGCCGGGCACAAUCUUAUUGCGCACACUGGACAUAAUAACGAUCGUGGUACCGCCGGCGCUGCCCGCCGCCAUGACGGCCGGCAUCGUGUACAGCCAACAGCGUCUGCGCGCCAACCAAAUCUUCUGCGUCUCGCCCGCGCGCAUCGUCAUUUGCGGCAAGCUGCAGGUCAUGUGCUUCGACAAGACGGGUACUUUGACCGAAGAUGGAUUGGAUUUGUAUGCGGUGAUACCGGCAACUGAAGACAAGUUCGGUCGUUGUGUCGUUGAUAUAAACAGUCUGUCUACCACCAGCCCGUUAGUACAAGCUCUGGCGUCCUGUCACUCUCUCACCAGUAUACAAGGCGAACUGAAAGGCGAUCCUUUGGACUUGAAAAUGUUUGAAUUCACACAAUGGGUGCUGGAGGAGCCUGGUCCGGAGAACAACCGUUACGACAACUUGAUCCCCGCCGUGGUGAAGCCGCGCACCGCAGCCAAUGGAAACGCUCAAGAUUUGGACAAUUACGAAACUCUCAUGGAAAUGCCGUAUGAGAUCGGCUUGCUACGACGAUUCCAUUUCUCUUCGUCUCAGCAAUCGAUGGGUGUUAUUGCACGAGAGCUUGGACAACCGCAAAUGGUGUAUUUCGUUAAAGGCGCUCCUGAAAAGAUAGCCGGUAUGUGUGAUCCAAACUCUCUACCGGAGAACUUCAGCACUGUACUCCACGAGUACACGUCCAAUGGCUACCGUGUGAUCGGACUGGCUCACAAGAAACUGGAUCGUAAGAUGAAGUGGGUGGAUGCACAGCGCAUUAAACGAGAUAACUUGGAAUGUGAUAUGGUCUUCUUGGGCUUUCUAGUCAUGCAAAACAGCCUAAAGAAGGAGACCACAGAAGUUAUUAGGGAAUUACAUGAUGCACAAAUAAGACAGAUUAUGGUCACAGGUGAUAACAUAAUGACAGCGAUGUCUGUGGCCCGCGGUUGCAGCAUGGUGCAGCCUCACCAGAAGCUGGUGCUCAUCACUGUCGGCACCCACCUCGGUGAUGACGCGCGCCCACCACUGCACAUGGAGGUAGUCGGCGAAGACGGUCCGCCAUUGCUGUCAAUGGAGUCGUAUGUGAUAGCCCUCGAGGGCAAGACAUGGGCCGUCAUUCGCGCACACUAUCCUGAAAUGAUGACGACUGUCAUUAAAAAAGGCAUGGUAUUCGGGCGUUUCGGUCCGGAGCAGAAGACACAGCUGGUGACGGCGCUGCAGGAGGAUGGGCUGGUGGUGGGCAUGUGCGGUGACGGCGCCAACGACUGCGGCGCGCUCAAGGCCGCUCACGUUGGCAUCUCGCUCUCUGAAGCUGAUGCCUCUGUGGCAGCGCCGUUUACGUCUAAGGAGCAGAAUAUUAGAUGCGUGAAGCACCUCGCGCUCGAGGGCCGCUGCGCGCUCAGCACCUCCUUCGCCAUAUUCAAAUACAUGGCUCUGUACUCGCUCAUACAGUUCUUCUCUAUUCUCAUACUAUACAAUUACUUCUCGAUCCUCGGCAACAAUCAGUUCUUGUACAUCGAUUUGGUUCUGACAACUCUUCUGGCGUUGUCUCUGGGCCGCGCUGCGCCGGGCCCCGUGCUCACCAAGCAGACCCCGACUGUGUCACUGGUCGCGCUCUCCAGCAUACUGCCGCUCUUGGCACAAGUGUUACUGGUGUUGUUACUGCAACUUGCCUCUUUAUAUCUACUGCAUGCGCAACCAUGGUACAAAUCGGUGCAGGGCAACGGGGAAGUGGAACAGGUGCUGCUGUGGGAGAAUACGGUGAUUUUCAUCGUCUCCUCCUUCCAAUACCUCGUUCUCGCCUGCGUCUACGCCAAGGGAUGGCCCUUCCGAGAACCAUUCUGCUCCAACUAUUACAUGGUACUGACUUUGGUGACUCAGUUUGCGUUUGUACUGGUACUCCUGCUGUGCCCGUGGCCCUGGCUGGCUGAGGUGAUGGAGAUCAUGCCGUUGAAGCUGCGCGACAUGGACCAGACAUACUUCCGCAUAUACCUCCUCAUCAUACCCAUCCUGCAUCUCGUACUGGCCAUCGCCAUUGAGGCAACACUAUCCGAAGUAGACCGGCUGGGCUCUUUCUUCCGUACGUUCAGGCGACGUUGCGCAGUCAAGGAGGACGCGGCGGACCUCACGUGCCCGCUCUGGCUGCCGGACCCUGCCUCGCCCGUCUGCUGACUUCACACAUCUCGAAACUGCUUUUAAGGUUUUUUUUUAUUGUAGGAUCACUGACAAAUCCGCUGGAUAGGUCACUGCUUUGAAAUGACAGCUUUUGCAUCGUUCUGUAAAAGCAUCAGGCGAUAUUACUGUCGGCGAAUAACAUCUCUAUUAUUAAUUCGAGUUUUCAACACUGCCAGCACCAAGAUGGCGAAAAUCGAAUAGGAACAAAAUACUAAAGCUUAUAGCCUAUCCAGUGGAAUAUAGAGGUCAGUGUAUAAGUAUUCAAUAUUCUUGGCGGCUCAAAGUGAUCUUUGCGCAGCGCAGUGCCCUCCCAACGCAACCCUUUAUGCCACGCUACAUCUAAAAUUGUGUCCUGCGCUCGCUGCAUAUGUUCCGAGCCGCUAAGAUGUUUGAUUUCCUCUAUAUAACUAUUUAUUAUGUGUGUAUGUGUACUUAGUCAUAUAUAUUUAGUAGUAUGGUAGCCCAGAGCGGCGAUAAAAUUAUAACUUAAUCGAUUUUAAUGUAGAAUGUGCAAUGUUAGUGUACCCAUUCCACAUUUUAUUCUAUAAAACUCAUAAAUGUUGCACUUUGCCGUGGGUUUUCACUAUUGAUUCAUACAAAAACAUACUAUCCUCCGUCUCAUUAUGUUUUUUGCAGUGAACAUCCGCGGCUGUAACCAUUACACGAUUUUUGUGAUUAUUUGAACUUCGUCGUAACAAUAAUACCUGAAUCUUGGAGAGAUAACCAGCUUAUAAACAGAAUCUGUUUGUAUGUAUUGAUAAUUUUUUGUUAAGACUGACCUAUGUGGCCAAAACAAAACGUUAGGAUUAAUUAAAAAUGAAAUCAAAAUAUAAAUAAAACCGGGGAUUUUGUUGUAUUUUUUAAAAUCAUCGGAAUGAUGCAAUUAUCUGUAAGUGGAACACCGCAAAUAGCCUUGACUGUACGUACUUAAACGUCUUUAUGGCUAGUAUUGUACUUACAAAAUUAUUCGCCGAAAAUACGAACAUUCUGCUUUUCAAUUGCUAGCAGUAACCUAUAACAUUUUUUCAAUUAAACCUGCUUAAUGUACUUACAUAUUUACUUAAAAACUUUAAGCCUCGCGAGCGUACUUUUAAAUUCUCAAUGUAUUGUACUUAAUAUUAUCGAUUUUCGACAGACUUGUGAUUGAACACACACUUAAUUGAAAUGUACUAUAAAAUGUAUCCUUUUAAUAUAAAUUAUUGUAGUACUUCAUGUGGUUGUGUUAUUUUAAUUGUUUCUAAAGUAUAUCCAUUAGUCAUUUAUAAGACAUAAAAACUAUGUCAGUCUCCUAUUUGGUGUAUAACUAAUUUCUAAAGCUUCAUAUUAUCCUGUAAUCGUAUAGGUUGUAACCUAUUAUUGUUACGACAAAGUGUGCUUUUUACCAUUAAAUUUAGUAUCAUUUUAUACUUAAUAUUUUUUACUUCUACGAUUUUGAAAUUAUUUUAUACAUUCUAAUUAAAAAUAAACUAUC